AUGAAUAGGAUUCAGAAAUUACUAUUCUCAGAAUACAGUGAACUUGAAGAACUCGUUUUGUUGGAAAGCCCUUUCGCAGAAACUGAGAGGAACGGUAACGCGAUACGUCAGGUUCAGUUAGGACUGACUCCAAGAAAUCUCAUUAUUGCUGGAGAUAUGAUCACACCUGCAGAUGAGGUGGAAAUUGGUUAUUGCUUGGGACUAGAUCCAGAAAUUGAAACACUGGAACUAAUUUCUAUUAUACCAGUUGAGUGUGUUAAUCUUAGUGUUUUCAGCAGAAGGAAAAGGCGUACACUCAAAGCUCAUUUUUGUAAUUCUGUAAUUAAAUAUUAUGAACUUGGAGGCUCAGAACAUCGUAAGAUGUUCUGGAAUCUAUGGUGUGAGAAAGUGAGGUUUUUGUCCCCCAGUGAAGAUUUCUCAUGUCUGUCAGAAACAUCAGCUGAAUCUUCGUCAUCUGAAAGCAGCCUGUAUAUCAAGUCCAAGAAACAUACAGUUUCUGAGUCUGGGAAACACAGACUAUGGUGUCAGUUUGUAAGGGGCCAAGCCAAAGAUGAGUUUGGAACAAAUUAUUAUGUCUGUGAUGAUAGCACUCUACAAUAUUUUAAACGGAAGCUGAAGAAGAAUCUGAAGUUAACAGUGUGGAACUUUAAUUCAACAACAUUGGCUUAUCAGCUAACUAUGAUUGAUAGAGAUCUGUUUUGCAAGAUUGAAGAAAUUGAAAUUGAAAUCUUAUUAAAGCAGCAUUCAGCCAGAAACACUCCCAACAUUGCAGCAAUCAUUGCAUUCUCUCAUAGAAUAUCUUGCCUUGUUGCUACUGAUAUUCUUGAACAACAGAAUUUAAAAACAAGAAGCCUCCUGAUUGUACGGUUCAUCAGUGUAGCACAAAGGUGUGAUACCCUUCAAAACUUUCAGUCAUGUCAUAGUGUACUGGAAGGAUUACAAAGCCCAGCCAUUCAUAGACUCCAUAAGACCUGGGAACGUGUUCGCAAGGAAUAUCCAUCAAAAUACUGCUUGUUUGAAAAGCUCUGUCGUAAACAUCGAGAUCCACGACUGCCUGCAUACCAGAAGGCAUUUUAUCAGGCUAGUCUGAAGCCUCCAUUUCUACCUUUCAUUGGAGAUAUCCUAGCAAGAGCUCUGAGAAGAGUGCCUAAUUUUCCCUUAAAACUCUUGUCAAAAUCUUCACAAGAAAGUUUUACAAAUUUCAAUGCCUCAGGAGUACAAGAAGUAGCAGCAGCUGGUACGAGGACAGUGGAUACUAGAGAAACAGCACACAGUCCUUCACGAAAAACUCGCUACAUUCAUUGUAUUCGGCAGUUCUUUUCCUUCUUCCAUAUUAUUUCAGUGGCCUCUGUUAAUUCCAUUAUGGAUAAUAAAAACAGUGAAGUUUCACAACAUGAAUUACCUAGCCCCAGGAAAUUUGAAGCGAAUAGUAUGCAGGUGCCAAAUAUUCAGACAUGUUGCUUGCUGCCAAACAAUGGAAACGGUGAAGUUCUGUUUAAAAAUUUCAAUCCAGGAAGUAUACCAUCUGCACUACACCCCAAUUAUAGUGUGCUAAAAGUAGGUGGUGUCAUACAUUUACUAGACUGGUAUAAGAGAGGCGCAAUGGUGUAUGAUUUUACCCCUGAUAAACUUGCAAGGGAUUAUUUGUUAAAGUCCCAUUAUCAAGAGGAAAAAGAAAACUACUUGCUCUCCACAAAGCUUGAAACUACAACUAACAGUGAUCAACAAUAAUUGUAAAAGGUGAUAAAUUGCUUGAAAUAUGUGAAGUGUAGUGUAUUUAAAUUUUCAGGCCACCGUCCAGUAACCACCCCACACGUUUGAAAUGAUUUUGAAAAUGUUUUACUUUUAUUUAACAAUAUAUAAUCUGUUUAUGAAGAGGCCCUUUUUUUGUUCACUUAAGUGUGUGAACAUGUUUACACAAAUGAAAUAUAUCUUUAAUUUUUCUCAUUGUUUGGAGUAUGUUUUCCAUCUGUUGUAAUUAGUGUUAGAAAACUAACUGGAACGAAAAACACUGUACAGUAUAAAUGUAAAAACAGUAUAAUCUAACACACACACACACACACACACACACACA
Messenger RNA from Schistocerca cancellata (South American locust), 2074 nucleotides. RefSeq lists its product as uncharacterized. Gene Ontology annotation, molecular function: guanyl-nucleotide exchange factor activity. Gene Ontology annotation, cellular component: plasma membrane. The transcript has 8 exons. Lineage: Eukaryota; Metazoa; Arthropoda; Insecta; Orthoptera; Acrididae. The record is from RefSeq and is a predicted model, not a curated record. Bases 1 to 1731 code for a protein of 576 amino acids. Gene Ontology annotation, biological process: Ras protein signal transduction; positive regulation of GTPase activity.